CUCAAGAAAAUCAUCAAAUUGAAAAUUAGAGGAUAAUUUGCAUUUCUUAUUUUAAAUUUUCGCGCUUUGACGUCACAUCCGCAAACUACAUACCGGAAGUGCUUUUAGUUAUCUUCUCUUCUGUACUUUUUGUGUCACAAGAAAGAUUAAUAAUGGCGGACGCUGCUCCAGCCGCACGCGGUGGCUUUCGUGGUGGAUUCGGAUCUCGUGGUGAUCGUAGAGGAGGUCGAGGCAGAGGUCGUGGCCGUGGUCGCGGUCGUGGCAAGGAAGACGCCAAGGAAUGGAUUCCAGUUACAAAAUUAGGUCGCCUUGUGCGCGAUGGAAAAAUCCGAAGUCUCGAGGAAAUCUAUCAUUUCUCUUUGCCCAUCAAAGAAUUCGAAAUCAUUGAUUUCUUCCUUGGCCCAUCUCUUAAGGACGAAGUCUUAAAAAUUAUGCCCGUUCAGAAGCAAACUCGAGCUGGUCAACGUACCCGCUUCAAGGCCUUCGUCGCUAUUGGAGACAGCAACGGUCACAUCGGCCUGGGUGUGAAAUGCUCGAAGGAAGUCGCAACAGCAAUUCGCGGUGCUAUAAUUCUCGCGAAAUUGUCCGUCGUUCCAGUGCGUCUCGGCUAUUGGGGAAACAAAAUUGGCAAACCCCACACUGUGCCAUGCAAAGUCACUGGAAAAUGUGGAUCCGUCCAGGUGCGUUUGAUUCCAGCACCCAGAGGAACGGGAAUUGUGUCGGCUCCAGUUCCCAAGAAACUAUUGCAGAUGGCUGGUAUUGAGGAUUGCUACACCUCCGCGAGGGGUUCAACUUGCACUCUUGGUAAUUUCGCGAAAGCCACUUACGCUGCAAUUGCCAAGACCUACGCCUAUCUGACGCCGGAUCUCUGGAAGGACGUUGCACUGUCGAAGCCGCCUUAUCAGGAAUUCGCCGAUUACUUGUCGAAAGCUCAUCGCCCAAUUCAGGGAUCAAGACCAAAUGAGACUGUUUAAAACUGAAUAAAUUGUCUUUCGAAACCUUGAA
Molecule: messenger RNA, 1005 nt
Organism: Leptopilina heterotoma
Lineage: Eukaryota; Metazoa; Arthropoda; Insecta; Hymenoptera; Figitidae
Product: 40S ribosomal protein S2
Exons: 3
Coding region: 153-974 (273 amino acids)
Biological process (GO): translation
Cellular component (GO): ribosome; cytosolic small ribosomal subunit
Molecular function (GO): structural constituent of ribosome; RNA binding
Source: RefSeq, a predicted model, not a curated record